Molecule: messenger RNA, 1116 nt
Organism: Colletotrichum orchidophilum
Lineage: Eukaryota; Fungi; Ascomycota; Sordariomycetes; Glomerellales; Glomerellaceae
Product: Rox3 mediator complex subunit
Exons: 2
Coding region: 1-1116 (371 amino acids)
Biological process (GO): regulation of transcription by RNA polymerase II
Cellular component (GO): mediator complex
Molecular function (GO): transcription coregulator activity
Source: RefSeq, a predicted model, not a curated record
AUGUCGUUCCACCCUCGAACCCCUCAAAGCCCUUCCCAGUUUUCUCCGGCUACUUCCGACCUCACAUCGAGCAUGAACAGCUCGGCCCCGUCCACAGCCACAACUCUGCCGACACCCGCCCACAGCGUCAACGGCAGCGCAUCGCAGCCCUCCGAUAUGUCGCAUGACAUCGUCAUGGGCGAUGACUCGCCCCAUAAACGCAAGCGCCCACUCGAAGAUUUGGGUGAUCGAGAGCAGAAGAAAGCCCACAUCGAGGAUAGCAAAACUGGUAUCGAGGCACUCCACCUGGAUGUCGGAGAGAAAUACCUACUUUGCCAAACUCCGCACCACGAGAGACUGCCGCGUAUCACGGAAGACCUCUUCGAGAUGUUCAAUCUCUCGGGCAUCGCUGCAGAAGUCGCUCGCGAAAAGCCGAACGGUGAGAAGAACGCUCUACGGAAGACGUACAAGGGGCAGAUCAAGAAACUCGGAAUUCUCGGCCGCUUCGAUUCCGUCGCCCAAGACUGGGAUGCUCCGAGGGAAAAGGACGGUGAGAGUGGCGAUAAGAAGAGGGAGGUCUACCAUGGCUUCCGGGAAUUGCUGGAGAUUCCCGAUGCCGAGUUCUGGGGCACGCGGCAAGACCCGAUCGCGAGUGGUCUGUCUGGUACUGUCAAGUCGAUACUCAACCGAGCAACGACUAUGGCCAAGGGCCCGAUUCCAGUCAAGGAUUGGGACAGCUCAGUUCUCGGAGAUCUUGCCCCGGGCAGCAUCGAUGCCUUGAGACAGGGUCUCAGUGGCAAGGUGACAGCCCCGGGUACACCUUCCGCGACUACACCUAACCCCUUUGCGCGGAAGCAGCAACAGGGACCUCAGGGGGCUGUCCGUCCUCAACGGACGACCAAGAAGCGCGGCUACGGCGACAACAGCUUCGAGGGGUACGGUGAAGGCUUCCCCGACGACGGCUACUCUACGGGGGAUGGCGACGAUAGGGGAGGCCAGAAGCGGCGAAAGAAGGUUAGCGAUGAUUUGUUCAUGCUGUCCGUAACUGUAGCUGACUCUUUACAGGACGGCAAUGGCCAGACGUUCCCGAAUACGAUGCGUCCGCAAGGCUACGGCCCCAGCGCCGUGGGUGCUUAG